Messenger RNA from Aedes albopictus (Asian tiger mosquito), 2327 nucleotides. RefSeq names its product zinc finger and SCAN domain-containing protein 31. Gene Ontology annotation, cellular component: nucleus. Gene Ontology annotation, biological process: regulation of transcription by RNA polymerase II. The record is from RefSeq and is a predicted model, not a curated record. The coding region runs from base 938 to 2185 and encodes 415 amino acids. NCBI's taxonomy places the organism in Eukaryota, Metazoa, Arthropoda, Insecta, Diptera, Culicidae. Gene Ontology annotation, molecular function: DNA-binding transcription factor activity; zinc ion binding; RNA polymerase II cis-regulatory region sequence-specific DNA binding. The transcript has 4 exons.
AUAUGUAAUUGAUAAAAAGUUACUUUAGGAGUGAAAAAAAAGCUGUCACGCAACUGAUUUUUUAAUAGUGUUGAAGAAAAAUCGAGAACUUCAAUAAAUAAUUCCAAAACUACUCAAGUAACAUAAGUAAGUCCAAUAGGUUUAAGGACGUUCAUAGAUCAUCACGAAACCAAUAUAAGGUUUUAUGACAGUCUUCAGAACGUUCUCACGUCUAAUUGGUUUUAAAAUGUUGCUUGAAACCGCUUGUUGAAGUUCAGCUAUAAAAAAAGUGUGAUAUAAUGCAUAUCAGGGGAAAAAAUCGAUCGUACCAGAGUCAGAAAAGCGUUUUCAGGAAAAAUAUCUACAAAUGAUUGUUUAUCAAGUGCCUGUCCAUACACUAUAAUAAAACCGCAGUCGAUCAAUCGUCGAUUAGGAUUGCGAAAAAGAACCACUCGUUGCCGUAGCCAGUUCCAGCAAUAAGUUGAUAAUAGGGACGACCAACGACCACAUUGCCUGCCUUGGUGGGUGCAUUCACGUGGAUAAAUCAUUUUCGCGCGCAAGCUCACACGAGCCAUUGAACAUUCUGGAGAGACGUCUGUCUAGGAGCAAGUUUCAUCCGAGUGAAAUAAAAACGUGUAGUACUGAGUGGUCAUUAAUCUGAGAAAAUUAUUAUUUUCACCAUCCGGCUGAUUGCCAAUUGACGCGCACUUCACCCAAUCUGGCCCUCUCCGUUCUGAACCAGUUGUCGUUGUCGUCGUCGGCGCGGGGUGCUAGAAAACGUCUGUCUUUAGUGGCGCAGUGUGUCUCUGGGUCUGCCUGCGGUGUGUAAUUGUGACUCACUAGGUACCUGUUGGCCGGUUGGUGGUGAGGUGUGAAGGAGAGGUGUUCUCAGUUCGAAAAAAAAAACUACUUUCGAGAACAAGUGUAACACUUGCUCUUGCAAUUUUUCCUCUGAGCAAUGGCAAUGGACAUCUGUCGCCUCUGUAUGGAGGCCAGCAACCUCAACCAAUCGAUGGCUGAUGAAACCAUCCAGGUGAUGGUAGAAGACUGCAUUCAAAUCAAAUUGGAUGUCCCAAACGAGCUGCUUCCGCUGGAUAUUUGCGACGACUGCUACUACAGAGUGAAAGAUUUCUUCGAAUUCAAAGAAAACUGCCAUACCAUUCAGGAAAUGCUACGAAAGGAGAUCGAAGACAAUCGACGCGAACAGGAGGAGAACAGUGAUUCAUGUACAGCGAAUUUACUAGGGGAUGACAUACAAUACUCGGACUACAUCGAGGACAGUUUAAUCUUCGGUGAAAUAUCGACUGAUGACUUGAUAAGUGAUUUGCAAAACAGUUGCACCAGUAGUAGUGAUAACGAAAUAGACAAAAUUGCAAACGAAAUUCUAAAUCAAAGCGAUUUUAUUCUCAAUAGUGACAGUAAUAAUAACACUAAUAAUGAAAAUACCAUUCCUGAAACCACAAACAUUAUCGUGGAUGAAGAUAGUGAAAUGACUAAUGGGAACUUGCUAAUCGUGAUAAAUGGCUACAUUGGUAGUGAUGGUAAUAUUUACGAAGAUCCCGUGAUACACCAAACUGAGGUGGAAACCGCCAAGACUGACAGCCAACCCGAAAGUAAGAAACGCAUGGUCAAACGCAGCUACAGGCGUGAGUAUACUUCGGCUUUGCUGACGUGCGAGAUGUGUGGGAAAAUGGUCCACAAGACGUUACUGCCCGGGCAUCUGAACAUGCAUAAUGGCGUCAAACCGUACGUUUGUCCCCGAGUGGGCUGCAAAUCUGCCUUCCACUGCAAGCACAAGCUGAAACGGCACCUCGGAUACAAGCACACCGAUGGGCGAUUUCCGUGCCAGGAAUGUGACAAGAUCUUUAACUCGAACCUUGCCCUGUACCAUCACCAGUUUGCGACGCACCAACUGCGGGACAAGGCGUGCACGGAGUGUGACAAGAAGUUCCGAACCACCCAUGGUCUCAACCGACAUAUGCACACGCACAAUACGGAGAAAAGGUUCAAGUGUUCGCACUGUCCGAUGACCUUUACGAAAAGCUCCCAGUGCGAGAAUCACAUCCGAGUGCAUACAACGGACCGACCGUUCGUGUGUUCGAAAUGUAACGCCGACUACAGUUACCGGCGACUGCUGGUGAAUCACAUCAAACGGAAACACCCGGGAUCGGAAGCCAUACUAAGGGAAAUCGAGUGUGCUGCCUAAUUUAAUGAGAUUCGGAGAAUAUACAUUAUUAGUGAAUAAAAAAGAAACAAAAAGAAUCGAUGAUCAUUUGAUAGAUAUCACACCCGUUUGGACAGUAAAACACAAAUUUCGAUUAAAAUUUAUACUUUUAUUCUAAACAGAC